CUCAAAACCAUUAUACGACGCGUUUAUCGCGGAGCCAACACCGAGUGCCGGGCCACCGCGUGAAAUCCGUUCCCUGCGUAUCGGGCCAAAGUAGUCUGCGGUUCAUCAGAAAUCUCUUCUGCAAGUCUCGCGGAAAUGGAAUCAGUGAAACGUGCUAACCAACGGCUCCGUAACUAUCCUCUGCUGAUGGCUAAGUGUUCGGUAGCGGCGGCUGCCUACGCCACGUGCGUUACGACCGAUCUUAAUGUGGCCCAUCGGUCUUGCGAUAAAGAGUUCCACAACUUCAAAGAGUGCAUGAGAAAAGCCGCUAUCGAUAUGAAAACAAAACUAUAGAUAGAGUGACAUCAUUGCACUAGAGUAGUUUACCGAGGGCGUGGUAGUACUAGUCCGGAUACCGUCGACAGGGACAAUAAACGUAAAAAGUCACCAUCGCAGUGUGCUGCAGCAAUGACGUUCAAGA
This is a messenger RNA of Anopheles bellator, 460 nucleotides long. RefSeq lists its product as uncharacterized. Gene Ontology annotation, biological process: mitochondrial respiratory chain complex I assembly. NCBI's taxonomy places the organism in Eukaryota, Metazoa, Arthropoda, Insecta, Diptera, Culicidae. The record is from RefSeq and is a predicted model, not a curated record. The coding region runs from base 136 to 333 and encodes 65 amino acids. Gene Ontology annotation, cellular component: mitochondrion. The transcript has a single exon.